GCGAGCCGCUCUGUGCAAAGGGCUAAUGCAGGCAUGUCUCUCAGUACUUGAACUUAGACGAGGCUCAAUGAAUGAAAGGACAGCCUACACAAAUCUCUAUACUGCUCUGUUCAAAAGAGUCACUUCCAUUAUAUGACACUGUCACGACUGCUCCAGAAUCGAAGCUUGCAUCCUUCUGUUGUGAUACAAAAGCUCUUUUAUUUCUGAUCUUUGCCAGCGUGAAGCUUGCAGUGGUAAUGUGUUGGCAAAUAGGCGAUGCGAUGCCGGCUUAUGGGCCAUCAAUGCCCCAUAUAGUGGCAAAUGACAACGAAACAGAUUCGCCCUUGCGAAUAGCAGCUGGCCAGUGGCCGAUGAGAGCUUGAGUGCGUUCUGGCCAGGAAACAUGGUCCAAGCCCGCGGAUACGAGCUCAAACUUCCAUUUACGAAGUGGCUCCUAAUUGCACUGCU
Protomyces lactucae-debilis is the source of this 447-nucleotide messenger RNA. RefSeq lists its product as uncharacterized. The record is from RefSeq and is a predicted model, not a curated record. The transcript has a single exon. NCBI's taxonomy places the organism in Eukaryota, Fungi, Ascomycota, Taphrinomycetes, Taphrinales, Protomycetaceae. Bases 72 to 362 code for a protein of 96 amino acids.